Salpingoeca rosetta is the source of this 1505-nucleotide messenger RNA. RefSeq lists its product as uncharacterized. NCBI's taxonomy places the organism in Eukaryota, Choanoflagellata, Craspedida, Salpingoecidae. The transcript has a single exon. The record is from RefSeq and is a predicted model, not a curated record. The coding region runs from base 134 to 1459 and encodes 441 amino acids.
CUGACUUCAGGCUCAAUUGUAUCCGCAGGCAAAGGUGAAGCACAACAAGAAGGGAGCGCAACCACCACCCCACCCGUUGUUGUUGGCCUUGUGUUGUUUUUGUUUGUCAAGACAAGCAAGUGUUUGUCUCAGCAUGGAGCGGGCUGUGGAAGAGGCAGAGCGGACGUUAGAAGAGGCCGUGGACCUGUACCGCUGCGAUCGGUGCAUGCGAGCGCGUGCCCUUGUGGACCGCGUGCAGGACUUUGUUGACACGUGCCCUGCAUUCGAUGUGACACGCGGCGACGGCAGCAGCGGCGGCAGUACUACUGCACAAGGUGAUGACGAUGACGUCAGCAAUCUUGAUCAGAACCAGCAACAAGGGACAGCGGGUGAACAGGGGACAGCGGGUGAAGACGGAGAUGCAGAAGCAGAGCCACACCAAGAACAUGAACAACAAGAAGAACUAGGACAUGAACAGCAGCAACAACAAGAACAUGAGCAAGUUGGCGAUGUUGAUGAUAAUGACCAGCAUGCACCUUCUUCUCCUCCUCGCCGCUCAUCUUCAGUCUCGUCGUCAUCGUCGUCGACGUCGGCCCGCGCCUCCAAGAAAGCGGAUGUGGCGGCGCGUGUGGCCAAGUUGCGGCAUCGGCUGGCUCAGGAUGACGUGGUCGUCAUGCUCCGCAAAUACAGCGACGACGUGCAGCAGAUCCGGAGGACACUUGCCAGUGAGGAGGGCUGGACGCUCCAGCGGUCAUCGGGCGGCACCAACACAUAUUACCGACACGAGCGGGAUGCUGCGAUGCACACGAUCCGCGUGGAGGGCUGGAUGGACUUCCCCAUGUUUGAGAUCCUGUCCAUUCUGUACGAGGUGGACCUGCACCCGCAGUGGAUGCCGUCCGCGCUUGGCUUUGGCAUCACAGAGUCCAACGUGGUGCACGAGUUUUCGCCCACAAAGCUGUGGGUGGAGUUCCUCAACUCCAUCCCCUGGCCAUUCUCCAAUCGCAACCUCAGCAUCUUCAUCAACGGGGUCGACUGCCUGGACGAGAGCGAGGCGUUUCGGCGGCAGGUGGUCAUCCUCAUGCGCUCCGCAGAGGCCGACCCAGAGUUUGUGCGCCUGAAGGAGGAGACGCAACACCUCGGCUCCCCGCCAGCGCGGUCUGGCGUCGUCACGGCGGAGAUGCCCAUGGGCGCCAUUGUGCUCACCCCGGCCGAGGUGAACCCGGGCAUGGAGCAGGCGACAGGAACCUUCGUCCAGCUGUAUGCCACCCUGGAUCCCAAGGUGGACGCGCUGCCGGCGUGUGCCGUCGACCUUGGCCUGCGCAAGGUUGCGCAUUUCAUGAUUGACUGCAUGCGGAAGCAGGCGGUAAAGGUGCACAACGACCCGGAGUAUGCCCGCCGCAUAGAGGCCAAGCCGCAGUUCUAUGGGUUUAUCCAGCGUCGCAUGCGCGAAACAGGCUAUGAUGAAGCGGUCAAGCACUAACGCGAGGCGGGCGGAGGGGCGUUGUGUGUGUGCGUGUGUGCGUGUG